This is a messenger RNA of Drosophila willistoni, 948 nucleotides long. RefSeq names its product grpE protein homolog, mitochondrial. The record is from RefSeq and is a predicted model, not a curated record. Gene Ontology annotation, cellular component: PAM complex, Tim23 associated import motor. NCBI's taxonomy places the organism in Eukaryota, Metazoa, Arthropoda, Insecta, Diptera, Drosophilidae. Gene Ontology annotation, molecular function: adenyl-nucleotide exchange factor activity; protein homodimerization activity; protein-folding chaperone binding. Bases 174 to 845 code for a protein of 223 amino acids. Gene Ontology annotation, biological process: protein import into mitochondrial matrix; protein folding. The transcript is spliced from 2 exons.
UAGUUUUUGUUUCAUAGCAGCCCUUCACAUUUAUUUUAUUUGUCUCGUACAUAUUUAAGCAUUUUGUUAACAAUAAUACAACAAUCGAAAAACAAACCCCGGAAUACCCCUAGCGACAAAUUGUUGAACUAUUCUUGCAGCAUCUUAUUAAUCGGAAAUCGAGUAAUAUUGAAAUGGCAACGAAGACAGCAGUACCCGUGAAGAUGUUUGGUCGUCAUCUAUACCAACUCAAGAACCUGACCGAGGCGCAGAAUCUGAGCCCCCAAAUUUGGCGUAUUGGUGCCAUGCCAAGGCUCUACAAUACAGAAAGCAAUCUUGAGGAGACAGCGACGACAACAGAGAAAGCAGCACCAACAUCCUCUCCGGAAGUCGAACGCCUGAUGAAAGAAUUGGCUGACGCGAAGGAACAGCAUAGCGACCUUCUGGACAAGUACAGGAGAUCCCUGGCCGAGACCGAGAAUAUGCGAGCACGCCUUAACAAGCAAAUAGCGGAUGCAAAAAUGUUUGGCAUACAAGUUUUUUGCAGGGAUCUACUUGAUGUGGCCGAUACCCUGGGUCAUGCCACACAGGCAGUGCCGAAGGACAAGCUGGCUGAUAAUCUUGAUCUGAAGAAUCUAUUUGAAGGCCUCUCGAUGACAAAAGCGUGUCUCCUACAGGUUUUCAAGCGUCAUGGUUUGGAACCUUUCAAUCCAAUAAACGAAAAGUUCAAUCCCAAUUUACAUGAGGCCCUGUUCGAAAUAGAGGACAAGAAUGUUGAUGCCAACACCAUUGUAGAUGUUACGAAAUUGGGAUACAUCUUGCACAAACGCUGCAUUCGUCCGGCUUUGGUGGGAGUGGCCAAAUAAUGCUAAGAGGCUUACCACUAGCUUAAAAUUAUGUGAAGAAUAUUGCAUUCAUUUGUUUGUUCCUAAAAUUGUUGUAUAAUAAAUGUUUGUAAUUUUGUCCUGA